AUGAAUGGAAUUAAGCGACUCAAUCACAAGGUUCAGUUUAACGGCGAGCGUGACGCAGCUGACGCCAUCAAACGUGACAUCAUCGACAUUUUACGCCAGACACAAGUAUCGUCUAACACCUUCCACCUGGGAGACUAUGGCGUGGCGGACGUGUCCAUCUCCAUGGACCUCAUACGGGCGAUCAUUGGAGAAAUCCGCUGUCUCCAUGGUCGUGAUCUAGAGAUCAGUGUUCUGUAUGAGGAUACCUACAAGAAUGACUACAACUCACUCUUCCACAAACUGCAUGGCCCCGUGUGUGAACCCCUAAGCUACAUCGGGGACGACACGUGCCUCUUCACAUCAGCAUGCGCCACCAACUUCUACAAGCAGUGUGUGCCGUCCCAGUCCAUGGACAUGAUUCUGUGUUUCAUAGCGCUGCACUGGCUCUCCAGCCCUGUUGACCUCAAUGGCUACGUGACCUCCAACCUAUUUCUGAACACAAUGGCCAGGAACGCUGCAAUGAAAAUCGCAGCUGAUGACUGGACGACCUUCCUUCACUGUAGGGCGCGGGAACUCAAGAAAGGCGGCCAUCUUGUCUGCUCCAUCCCCAUCCACGACCCCGAGUUCCUCAACGGUAACGGCGUGUCCUCCGCAGACGGCCUCUGUACAGUCUUCAACGUGAUGCUCCGGACGUACUGGCGCCAGGGGAAGAUAUCCGAGGUGGAGAUGAAGAAAGCCGUAUUGAAAGAAUACUUCCGAACAGUUAAAGAAAUCAGACAACCUUUUGACAACCUGUCAUCGCCCAUCGUAACAGCUGGACUAAAGCUGUCCCGACUUGACGUCAAGCAGAUAGAAUGUCAACACAAGACCACCUGGAGGCAGAGGCUCGUGGAAGACGGAAUCGAUGACCGUGAAAGGUUUGCCAAUAGUAUAGGAGAGAUGGUUCGUGUAUGGACACACGGCACAAUGGAGUCUGCUCUGGCAACGACCAGAAGAGCUGCCGAGAAAGACGACCUCCUUGACGACUUCUACUCUGACCUGAAACACCAUCUACUUGACUACAACCCAGACACAUUUAACAGCGAAUACCUGCUAGCUUAUGUAUUUAUUGAGAAAGUAUGA
Messenger RNA from Haliotis rubra (blacklip abalone), 1101 nucleotides. RefSeq lists its product as uncharacterized. Gene Ontology annotation, biological process: methylation. Lineage: Eukaryota; Metazoa; Mollusca; Gastropoda; Lepetellida; Haliotidae. The record is from RefSeq and is a predicted model, not a curated record. Bases 1 to 1101 code for a protein of 366 amino acids. Gene Ontology annotation, molecular function: S-adenosylmethionine-dependent methyltransferase activity. The transcript has 8 exons.